GCGACGUGCUUCGCCGGAUAAAUGCGGUGGCGCCGGGGCCGUGGAGAGCUUCGGUCCUGAGCGCCUGGGCGUUCGGGCGUCUGGUGGCGUCGGGGCCCGCGCCUGAGCCCGCCCCUGUUCUUCGCUGUGCCAUGGCGGACGAGGGGAAGUCGUACAACGAGCAUGAUGACCGUGUUAGUUUCCCUCAGAGAAGAAAGAAGGGCCGGGGUCCUUUCCGUUGGAAGUAUGGUGAAGGAGGGAACCGUCGAUCUGGAAGAGGCGGUUCUGGUAUUCGAACUUCCCGACUUGAGGAGGAUGAUGGAGACGUGGCAAUGAGUGAUGCCCAGGAUGGUCCUCGAGUUCGAUACAACCCCUAUGCCACCCGACCUAACCGUCGGGGUGAUACUUGGCAUGAUCGGGAUCGAAUUCAUGUUACUGUACGAAGGGACAGAGCUCCUCCAGAGAGAGGAGGGGCGGGCACCAGCCAAGAUGGGACUUCAAAAAACUGGUUCAAGAUUACAAUUCCUUACGGCAGAAAGUAUGACAAGGCAUGGCUCCUGAGCAUGAUUCAGAGCAAAUGCAGUGUCCCUUUUACCCCCAUUGAGUUCCAUUAUGAGAACACACGGGCCCAGUUCUUUGUGGAGGACGCCAGUACUGCUUCUGCUUUAAAGGCUGUCAACUAUAAGAUCCAGGAUCGAGAGAACCGAAGGAUAUCUAUCAUCAUCAAUUCCUCUGCUCCACCCCUUACUGUUCAGAAUGAAUUGAAGCCUGAGCAAGUAGAGCAACUCAAGCUGAUUAUGAGCAAACGAUAUGAUGGUUCCCAGCAAGCUCUUGACCUCAAGGGUCUCCGUUCAGACCCAGAUUUGGUGGCCCAAAAUAUUGACGUUGUCCUGAAUCGGAGAAGCUGCAUGGCAGCUACCCUACGAAUCAUUGAAGAGAACAUCCCCGAGCUAUUGUCUUUGAACUUGAGCAACAACAGGCUAUAUAGACUGGAUGACAUGUCCAGCAUUGUACAGAAGGCACCCAACCUGAAGAUCCUAAAUCUCUCCGGAAAUGAAUUGAAGUGUGAGCGGGAGUUGGACAAGAUAAAAGGGCUGAAGCUAGAAGAGUUGUGGCUUGAUGGAAAUGCCCUGUGUGACACAUUCCGAGACCAAUCCACUUACAUCAGCGCCAUUCGCGAACGAUUUCCCAAGCUAUUACGCCUGGAUGGCCAUGAGUUACCCCCACCAAUUGCCUUUGAUGUUGAAGCCCCCACGAUGUUACCGCCCUGCAAGGGAAGCUAUUUCGGAACAGAAAACCUGAAGAGUCUGGUCCUGCACUUCCUGCAGCAGUACUAUGCAAUUUAUGACUCUGGAGACCGGCAGGGGCUCUUGGAUGCCUACCAUGAUGGGGCCUGCUGCUCACUGAGCAUUCCUUUCAUCCCCCAGAAUCCUGCCCGAAGCAACUUGGCAGAGUACUUCAAGGACAGCAGAAAUGUGAAGAAGCUAAAAGACCCCACCCUGCGGUUCCGUCUACUGAAGCAUACACGUCUCAACGUUGUUGCCUUCCUUAAUGAGUUGCCCAAAACUCAGCAUGACAUCAAUUCCUUUGUGGUAGACAUAAGUGCCCAGACAAGUACAUUGCUGUGUUUUUCUGUCAAUGGGGUCUUCAAAGAAGUGGAUGGGAAAUCUAGGGAUUCUCUGCGAGCUUUUACCAGGACCUUCAUCGCUGUUCCUGCCAGCAAUUCAGGGCUAUGUAUUGUAAACGACGAGCUGUUUGUGCGGAAUGCCAGCCCUGAAGAGAUCCAAAGAGCCUUCGCCAUGCCUGCACCCACACCUUCCUCCAGCCCAGUGCCCACCCUGUCCCCGGAACAGCAGGAAAUGCUGCAAGCAUUCUCUACACAGUCUGGCAUGAACCUGGAGUGGUCCCAGAAGUGCCUUCAGGACAACAACUGGGACUAUACUAGAUCUGCCCAGGCCUUCACUCAUCUCAAGGCCAAGGGUAAGAUCCCAGAAGUGGCAUUCAUGAAGUGAUCCACAUCAGCCCACAAGAAGCCCCCGUGUAAAUAGCCCGUGGAUAUGAUCAUAUGGUUGCCAUCUGUUGUCUCCUGUCUGGCCCGAGGCCACCUGUGACUGUGACCGAGGGUGGAGCUCCGCAGAGCACCUCUCCUCACCUGCCUUCUGGAAGACUGCGUGGAGACUUCCGGAAGAUUGAGCCUCAUGGUGCCAGGAAGCCAAAGCUUACUUUGUAGAACUGACACUAAACUACCCGAAGGACUUAGGUGCUUUGUGUACUUAGCCCCAGGAUUCCCCUUCCUUUUUAAGAUAAAGAGUGAUAUUGUAUUUUGUCUCCUGA
Molecule: messenger RNA, 2313 nt
Organism: Dipodomys spectabilis (banner-tailed kangaroo rat)
Lineage: Eukaryota; Metazoa; Chordata; Mammalia; Rodentia; Heteromyidae
Gene: Nxf1
Product: nuclear RNA export factor 1
Exons: 21
Coding region: 132-1991 (619 amino acids)
Biological process (GO): poly(A)+ mRNA export from nucleus
Cellular component (GO): nucleus; cytoplasm
Molecular function (GO): protein binding; RNA binding
Source: RefSeq, a predicted model, not a curated record